Messenger RNA from Scheffersomyces stipitis CBS 6054, 597 nucleotides. RefSeq names its product aminoacyl-tRNA hydrolase. Lineage: Eukaryota; Fungi; Ascomycota; Pichiomycetes; Serinales; Debaryomycetaceae. The record is from RefSeq and is a predicted model, not a curated record. Gene Ontology annotation, molecular function: peptidyl-tRNA hydrolase activity. The transcript has a single exon. Gene Ontology annotation, cellular component: cytosol; mitochondrion. Bases 1 to 597 code for a protein of 198 amino acids.
AUGGGAGCAUCUAAUUUCACACAAGUGAUUUCCGUUGGAGUUGUUUCGUUCCUCACAGGCUACUAUGUUCAUCAAUGGUUGAAUUCCAAGAGCAGCAGACCUAGAACCAGAUCCAGCAUUAGAAAGGUCACAUCUUCUUCCGAAGAGUCUACUGAGGAGUCUUUUGAAGAAGAUUCGGACGACGAAGGUAUCGAUAUCAAUUCCACCUCCCUAAACGAAAUACCUGGAGAAGUCCGUAUGACUUUGGUAGUUCGUCAGGACUUGAAAAUGGGCAAAGGUAAGGCUGCUGCACAAUGUCUGCAUGCCACAUUGGCUCUCUACAAAAAGAUCACCAACCCCCAGUCAGAUGCUUAUAACCCAGACAUGGUGAGAAGAUGGGAAUAUGGAAAUGGACAGGCCAAGAUCACAUUACAGGUUCCAAAUGAAGACGAAAUGGAUACUUUGUUUGCACAAGCCAUUUCUUUAGGUGUCAAUGCUUAUGUAGUUCAUGAUGCCGGAAGAACUCAAAUCGCUGCUGGAAGUGCCACUGUACUUGGAUUAGGUCCAGCUCCAAAAUUAGUGUUGGACCAAAUCACCCUGGAGUUGAAAUUGUACUAG